UGUAAGUACACUGUAAAAAUACGUUCACUGUGUUUGCCUUGGAAGCAGCUGGAAUAUUAUUUAACAGGUUAGUUUAUGACAAGGCAUAAAAGAGCCUGCCAUGCCUAGCUCCCUCCUGUGGGCAGUGGAUGUGUAUGGGAGGGUGUACACCCUGUCCACUGCCAAGCAGUGCUGGGAGCUGUGUAAAGAUGCUCAUCUGGUGUUCAAGCGGCUCACCUCGGUCCAGCAAUGCUGCUGGGGAAUUGCGGGCGAUCACCAGAUCUACCUCUACGUGCAUUGCAGCGACGUGCCCAUCAGAUAUCAGGAGGAAACCUAUGAAAACCAGCGCUGGAACCCUGUGGACAAGUUCUGUGAGAAGUUGUUGCCAAGCGACCGCUGGCAGUGGAGUGAUGUCACCGGGCUGAAGCACCAGACCCUGGAUAGUUUCAGGCUGCCAUCGGAGCACUGGGAGUGGGAGACAAACUGGUACGUGGAUGAGAGCAUUGAUGGGGAGCCCACAGAAAAGGGGGGCUGGAUGUACGCCAUCGAUUUCCCUGCCACCUACACGAAAGAUAAGAAAUGGAAUUCCUGUGUCCGUCGCAGGCGAUGGAUCCGAUACAGGAGGUACAAGUCACGGGAUACAUGGGCCAAGAUCCCCUCUCAAGAUGUUGGUCCUCUACCAGACCCCUUCAGUGACAUCACCGUGGGGGGUUGGGACAUCACGGAUGAGCCAAGGGGACAUCUGUCACUCUGGGCAGUCUCACUACAAGGGAAGGUGUGGUGCAGAGAAGGAAUCCACCAUCACAAUCCUGAGGGCUCUGUGUGGACAGAGGUCGUGACCCCCGGAGAGGUGGUUCAAAUCAGCUGUGGGCCGAGUGACCUCGUCUGGGCUGUACUGUGGGAGGGGCAUCUACUGGUCAGAGAGGGGAUCAGCAGAGAGAACCCUAAAGGCUCUUCCUGGGUGGUGGUUGAUUCCCCAAGUACAGAAGUUGGUGCAAUUCACGUAGCAGCAGGCAUUAAUGUUGUGUGGGCCGUCACCAAGGACAGAAAGGUGUGGUUUCGCCGGGGUGUAAACUCCCACAACCCCUGUGGAACGGGCUGGAUCGGAAUGGUGGGAGAAAUGGUCAUGAUGAAUGUAGGACUGAACGACCAGGUGUGGGGAAUCAGCAGUGAAGACAGAGCUGUGUAUAUCCGUCAAGGUGUCACGUCCAGCGAACUCAGUGGAAAGACCUGGAAAGCCAUUGUUGUAGCUAGAGAUGACGACAGGUCCCACUCUGAAAGCGCCAACAGCCUAGUUAGUGACGGCUGCUUUUUCAGCGGGGAGGUGAGGGUCCAGUCGCAGUCAUCUGUUAUGAAUGACACCGAGUCGUCUUCUGAAACAGAAAGGUCUCGGGCUGCAAAGUCCACCUCACCCACGCAUGCUGACGCCAUGAAGCGUAGAAUCCCUAAAGUGACCAGUGACAGCUUCAUCUCAGAGCUGGUCUCCGACAAAGAGCGUAAGCCAGGCAGGGACGGGAGGGACUGCCAGGAGGAGGGGGCACCCCAGGAACAAGACCAGGAGCGUGUCCCCCAGGAGACAUCCAUCGAGCUGGUCUCGCAGUCCUCCGGUCAGCAGGGGGCCCGAGACCUCCAGUGGAGUAACGUGGAUUUAGAAGAAGCUCAGACCCCCCUGGCAGCUGCAGCUUCAGACACCACGGAAACCUCCAGCUUGUCCUCUGUAGCUACUUACAACUUGGAGGAGCAGUAUGGGGUGGGUGAGCACCCUCUCUGGGCCUGGGUCUGUGGAGGGGGCUGUGCUGUGGAUUCUCACACCCACUUAAACUGGUUCAGUGCAUCGACAGGCGUGUCCGCCUCUGUACAGUCCAUGUCCCUGUCUCUCACCCUGGCACAAAUGGCAGUGUGGCGGAAACAGAUCUUUGAGCAGCUGAGCGAGCGGUCCAAGAGAGAGGUGGAGAAUUUCAGGCACUAUGAGCAAGCUAUUGAGCAGUCUGUGUGGGUGAAGAAGGGCGUCAUGCAGUGGUGGAGAGACUGGAAACCCAACAAGUGGAUGGAUGUCCGAUUUGCUCUGGAGCAAUUUUCAGGGACCGACGGCAAUCAAGAUGGCAUCCUCUUCAUUUACUACACAUUCAAUGACGAAAAGAAGUACCUCCAUGCGUUUAUAAAUGAGAUUACUAUACUGGUCCCUGUUCUCAAUGAUACAAAACACACGUUCGCUAUCUAUACACCGGAAAGAACCAAACAGAGAUGGCCAAUACGACUGGCUGCUGCUACCGAACAGGAGAUGCACGACUGGCUAGCCCUUCUGAACUUAUCCUGCUGUGAUUCAAGAGGGAUCCAUGGUCCUCCUUCUAAGCAGGCGAUUUGGUCCACUACAUGCAAGGGUGACAUCUUUGUUUGUGAGCCUGCUUCGAAUCUGGAGGCGUUUCCCUAUCCAUUGCCCUGUGAUCAAAUGUUUUGGAGACAGAUCGGAGGACACCUGCGCCUGGUGGAAAGUAACAGUCUGGGAAUCGUAUGGGGUGUCGGAUAUGAUCACACAGCCUGGGUGUACACUGGAGGCUAUGGAGGUGGUUUCUCCCAGGGGCUAGCAAGCAGCACUGAUAAUAUCCACACACAGACAGACGUCAAGAGCGUUUACAUUUAUGAAAAUCAGCGCUGGAACCCAGUAACUGGCUACAGUAGCAGAGGUCUUCCCACAGACAGGUACAUGUGGAGCGAUGUGACCGGUUUGCAGGAAUGCACGAAAGGAAGCACUAAGCCUCCAUCUCCACAGUGGACCUGGGUGUCCGACUGGUGCAUUGACUAUAGUACUUCAGGUGGGACUGACAAGGAGGGUUGGCAGUAUGCUGCUGAUUUUCCUUCGACCUAUCACGGAUACAAGACGAUGAAAGACUUUGUGAGGCAGAGGCGCUGGGCAAGGAAAUGUAAAAUCACCACGACUGGCCCGUGGCUGGAGGUUCCUCCCAUCGCACUGUGGGAUCUCACCAUCCUGCCCUGCUCCUCUCAGACCUCUGUGGAGGAGGUCUCACUCUGGGGCAUCAGCAACAAGGGAGACGUCCUGUGUCGGAUCGGAGUGACACGGCAGAGCCCAGCAGGCAACUCCUGGCUUCACGUUGGCACAGAUCAGCCCUUCAAGUCUAUCUCCAUAGGCGGUGGCUACCAGGUGUGGGCAAUCGCCAGAGACGGAUCGACGUUCUACCGCGGAUCUGUCUCUGCUCAGAACCCUGCAGGAGAUUGCUGGUACCACAUCCCCUCUCCACCCAGACAGAAGCUGAAACAGGUGUCGGUGGGGCGCACAUCUGUAUACGUUGUGGAUGAAAACAGUAACCUGUGGUACCGCCAGGGCCUGACCCCCAGCUACCCGCAGGGGUCCAGCUGGGAGCACAUUUCAAACAACGUCCGCAAAGUGUCUGUGGGACCUCUCGACCAGGUUUGGAUAAUUGCUGACAAAGUUCAAGGCAGCCACAGUCUGAGUUGUGGCACUGUAUGCCAUCGCGUUGGGGUGCAGCCAGUGGAGCCUAAAGGACAAUUGUGGGACUAUGGAAUUGGAGGUGGAUGGGAACACAUUACAAUCAGAGGGAACUCCCAGGAAGCCCCCAGGAUUGUUAUGCCAAUGCCUGCUGAAAAUACUUUGGAUAAAAGUGGCCGUGUGGCAGAGGAGGGUGGUGGAGAUGGGGGCAGGACCACUUCCAACAGCUCAGUACUCAGUAUCAAAGAAGAGGAACUGAAUGGAAACACUGUGAGUUGUUAGCCUGCUUCUCUUGUCCCUUGUGUACCUCUUAACAUGAACAUCUCAAAGUUAUUCCUUCCGUCCUUCAUUACUUCACAACUACGGAAGACCACCAGCCCAUAUUUUGUACAGCUUCUUUAUUUUUGUGUGUGUGUGUGUGUGGUUUUACAUCUCUGUGUUAGUCCCUUGUAUUUAUCAACAUCUCUUUUUCCAUUGUUUGAAUAUUAUUACCUAAAAUAAAUCCUAAAACGGAAAUUAGCAUAGGUGAAUAAGGGUGAAAAGCUGCUAAGGUCACAGUCAAACGAGGCAUUGCAACCAAAAUGAAGUAUGUUUAUGUGGUGUGAAAAGAAAAUUGAAUUAGACUAGGUAAUCUUUAUCAGCUCAGGAGGCUGGCCUUGGUCACGUGAACUGUGCUAUUCCUCUUACUCUGGUAUGCCACUAAAUACUAUAAAAUAUGUCACUGUUCCUUCUUUAUCCAUUUAUCCUGGCUUCCAGACUUACAGGAGAUGUAACGUUAUCCUUUUUGAUAAGAAGUAAGGCAUUUUAAAUGCACCGUAGAGGGACCCACCCAUUUUAAUAGCCCCUGGGUGUAUUUUCUGACACACCUAGGAAGGGUUUUUCAGUCUCAACACUUGCAAAUGAAAUGUUGAAACCAAUGCAUUGGUCAUUUUCUGCCUUUGUACAGACCUGUGUACUUUUUUAAAAACAAAUAAUAAUUAAAUAAAUAAAUAAAAACAAAGAAUGAAAGUAUAAUCACAGAUUGGACAUCUUUACAACAACCUCCUUAUCUAAACACAUUAUUUAAAAAAAAAGAGAACUAAAACAUAGCUGAAAUAUGUCUGGUUUUUGUACAUUGUUUAUUGAUGCUGCAGUAUUGAUGUUUACUUUUGUCCUGGUUCAGUGUCUACCAAAACAAAUUGACCUGAAGUUUAAAUAAAGCAAAAAAGCAGUAAUGAACAUUAUAUAUGUGUGUGUGUGUGUGUAUGUAUAUAUGAACAUUAUAUGUGUGUGUGUGUAUGUAUAUACAAUUUUUUAUUUUCUUUUUUACUGGAAUACAGUUGUAUGCAAAUCGUGGGUGGCAUAGUUCCUUCUUUGAGUCUGAAUUGCUGUUUGCGACUGGCAAAAAACAGGCAGACUGUGUAAAAUUAUUUUAAAAAGUUUAAUAUAUUUGUCAGACAAGUAUUUUUUAUUUAUUUUUUUUAAGUUAAAAUUGUCUACCUUUCAUUUGCAAUAAUACACUUGUUCAUAUGGUGCUUUUGUAUUUCGUUACAGUUUUGGACAAUAUCAGAUUUAUAGAGCGGUCAGUCUUGUUUGUCUGUUGCGCAUAGAACUACUAGGAGAGCAAACCCAGCUAUUCACAGUCAAUAUCAGGUGAAAAAAUUGUGCAUUUCAAUUCUCUUUAGAGUAAGUUUAGUAUAUAACUAGUAUACAUUCCAAACACACAUGAAAUGUGAAUUAUAUAAAUUAACUGGUUCAGUUUUGUUUUAGUUUAGUUU
Molecule: messenger RNA, 5202 nt
Organism: Polyodon spathula (Mississippi paddlefish)
Lineage: Eukaryota; Metazoa; Chordata; Actinopteri; Acipenseriformes; Polyodontidae
Gene: tecpr1a
Product: tectonin beta-propeller repeat containing 1a
Exons: 25
Coding region: 101-3727 (1208 amino acids)
Cellular component (GO): membrane
Source: RefSeq, a predicted model, not a curated record